CCUUCAAGUCAACACCCAGAGCACAGUGAACAAUAUGCUUCUAUGACGCCAUUCCUGUGCGACGGGCCUCAGUACAGUGCAGUUCUGCAAGCAGAAACUGGAGAUGGGUGAGUCGCUGCUGAGGACCAUGGUAUCAUUGAACUAUAAUUUACGGACUUGAAUAACACCGUUACAAACUAUCAGCACGUUCCUUCUGCAGAGUCACGGUGUUUGCAAGAGGACGUCUUAUACUGUCUGCCGUUGUUAGUUUUAAAGCUAGCAGGCUAAUGUUAGCUCGCGGUGCCAGGCCCAGCAAAGAGUUGACUUCAUUGUUUUUGUCAGCGACGCCACUUAAACAUAAAUGAAGCAGAUGUCAUAGGUUCCUCUGGACUCAUUGCUCUAAUAUACUCUACCAACAAAUCCAGUCAGAAUUUGACGCCUUUAGUAGCACAUUAAACGUUAGCAUAGCCUGUAAACGUUAGCUAACUGAAUUAAAGCUAGCUAACUACUUCAAAAUCAUGACUUCCCGGAGGACAGGCUAUGCUGCUAGCAUGGACUCCUCUUCAAAUAGCGGCAGCGGCUCGGUACACGGUGGAAACCGUAAACAGAGUAUAAUCAACAUCCCCGACAGGACCGGCGGAGAGUCCUGUUAUGAUCGGAAAGGAGCUCCGCACGGCAGCAUGACCGUAACGUCUCUGAAAUCACGGCUCGCCCCGACCAUUCAAACCGCCAUGUCCGCUGCAGUCGACACUCUUCUGGGCGAAGUGGUGCUUGUGCUCAACGAGACCCAACAAGAGUUGCUACACAAGGAACAAGAGAAUGAAAGACUCAAAGUGCGUCUGGAGGUGUCGGAGAGGGAGUUGAAGACUUUACAGGAGUGUCUGUGUAGCGCUCAGAAGCUCAUAGACCAACUGCAGAUCUCAUACACGGGCUCUCCGUCCAUUAGUCAGUCCGUUUUCGCCCCAUCUCUGUCUUCCAUGGCUUCAAUGGCUUCAGGCUUGGACCGGGACCACCAAAGCGGCCGAAAUGUGAACGGAGCCGGUGUUGACUUGGGUCUCGGUGGCUCUGUGGAUGAUUCGCUUCACGAGUUUGAGCAGAGAGACGACUACAAAAUGUGCCAGCUUUCAAUUCAACCCGAUGGCUCUGUGACUAACCACGCACUGGACUCCUUUACUUCCAACACUUCUCACAUGUGCUCCGACUCCAGCAGACCAGAUGAGCGGCAGAGUCAGGGUCUAGGUGGUGCGUCCAGAUUUGAGAUUAAAGAGGAGCAGGGACCCAUUUCAGGCUCUGGUCAGCCCAGCAGGAAGGAGCCUGGAUUGCGUAAUGACAACCGGGUCGGGGAUGGUGACCUUGGCUAUGUUCAAGUUGGAGGGGAGGGAGGUUCCCAGCGUUCCUUUACUCAUCCCCUGCGUCACCAGCGUCCUGUGCGAGAAUGCGGUGACUUGCAGCAGGGCGGACUUGAUGGACAGAAACAGUUGGCUAGGACUUCUGGAGCCGGGAGAGUAGACGGUGUUUCACCGGGCAGAGCAGAGGACUCUGCAGGACCGUCAGCCUCUGACACCGUAGGUGAGCCCACUCCAGACCGGCCACACCACUGCUUGGAGUGUGGAAAGACUUUCCGUCUGAUCUCCAGUCUGAAGAAGCACAUCCGCAUCCACACCGGCGAGAAGCCCUACCCGUGUGGAGUCUGUGGCCGUCGCUUCCGCGAGUCAGGGGCGCUUAAAACCCACCUGCGCAUACACACAGGUGAGAAGCCAUACUCAUGCUCCGAGUGUGGGAACUGCUUCCGCCACUUGGACGGUUUGCGCAAACACAGGCGCACACACACCGGAGAGAAACCCUACGUGUGUGCCAUCUGUGGGAAGCGCCUGAGCCGCUUGCAGCACCUCAAACACCACCAGCUCAUCCACACCGGGGAGAGACCGUGCUGCUGCCCCUUUUGCAACCGCAGCUUCAAGGAGCCCGCAGCGCUGCGGAAACACAUCCGCACGCACCGUGAGGAAGGCGGUCACAUGGGGAUUGCUCCCAGCGAUGACACGGACCCAGACGCCAUGGAUGACAUUAACAACCUCCACCCAGCAGCGCCGUCCCCUCAGAUGAGGUUCGGGGAGUGGGGACCUGAGGAGGACGACAGCUCGGUGGUGGACUGUGUGUAGGAGGUGAUUAAUAAAGGAGUAACUGUCUGCUAGUAUUCUACCCACAGAACCUACUUCGGGUGGAAAAACAUGGAAGGUGUUUGUGUAGUUUGUAAACAUGAUGGAUAAGGUCUUCUGGGAUGCUGUAUGCAACAGGUAUACUGUUGAAGUGUGAAGCUGCUUAUAGCCCAAGCCUUUGAGCUUCGUUUAUAUUUGGCAUUUUCAUGCUCUUAGAUGUAAAAAUAACGUUUUAAAAUAUCCACUGUACAUUCUUCAACAACAACUAUAUUUGUGUUGGACCUUCAUCAAGUGGCAGCAGCAGCGUACAGGUUGUUCUUGGCACAGGGAGUUACGGGGUUUGCUAACUUCUGGCAAUCAUUUGGGAAAUUGAUGGCAGAAGUGGACGCAGAGCUGUUUCCUCACUUUAAAAAUAUAAGUGCCUUGAACACUCACUCAACCAUCAACUGAGUCACUGCCGCUGCUGUUUAAGAUGUUUCCCUCCUGGAUUUCUAGUCAGGAAAGUUACGUUACGAUUCUGGUCAUGAGUUUUUAAAAAUAUUUUUCACACAUUAAAGAGAUUGGAUUUGCUUUAUUAUUAGUUAUCUUCAGUUACUGAUUUAAGACACACUGAGCGGCUCAAAUAGACGGAAAUGGAUCCAUCGGGCUGGUUCAUGUUUCAUGUGGGAACGAACAUGCAGGAGCACAGACUAUGGCGCUAUGGACUAAACCAAAUAUCACAGUAUAAUGGGCUCAACUUUUUGACUUUCUUGAUAAAGUGAUUGCAUUUGAGUUGGGUCGAUGGUGCUUUUACACAAACAGCUUAAUUAAGAAUUCAAAGAAUUUCAACUUUUUCACUUCAAUGCUUUUAAAAGAAGGAAAAUUAAAAUGUUAAUGGACAUUUUAACCCUUACCCGCCCUAAUAGAUUAAGUUGAGAAAAGUAAAGUAAAAAUAAUUUAUUUAAAAAAUGGUCCUGCUACAAGUGCAGGUAGUCGCAUGGAAAUAUUCAGUGCUUGUUAGUGACCAGAGCACAUUUCUAGAUAUUCUUGUAAUGCAACAGAUGUCGCCACUAUUUUCAAAUUAUGUUUAAUGACUACAAAAACACCAUUCAUAGUGGAGUCCUCAAAUUUAACAGGGUAGCGUGGCCUUGCCGUCUACUCCAAUGAAACCCUCUGUAAGCUAAAACGCUCGCAUAUCAUUUGGACUGCGUUUGCCCUGCUGUGUGAAGCAUGAACCGGUCUCUGUUCAGUCGACAGUGUCGUAUCUCUUCUCUCUCUGCAGGGCCCUCAUCCGUUACACGAUCAGACUGCUGUUAGUCAAGCUGAAGUGUCCAAAAUAUCUUGGAGAUAUCUGUACAUUCAUUUAUCUGUUCAGUCAUUAGAAGAGGGCACAGUGAGCAUGCACCCAGCUCAACAGCUUAAACACUAUUGGACUGUUUCUCCAGUCUUGACCAUCAUCCCUCUCUUAUGGACCAUAUGCUAGCAUUCCAUUUUUUUUGUUCAAGCUGCUACUGUUUGUCUGGAAAGCUUUUCCUUUUCUGGACUUGUAUUAUUGUAACCAGCCAGUCACUAGAAUUUACUAGCGAACAGAUUUUGGUGCUUGCAUGUGCAUAUCUGAUUCUCCGCUGGCGUCUAUUGCCUCCCGGCGGUUUCUGUACAUAAGAAUGUAGAUUUUAGCCAUUUAAUCUGAAUUAAUGAGGGUUAACAUUUGUGGAAAGGUUUAUGUGCAACGAUUAAAAAAAAAAUAAAAAUGCUUUAAAAAUCCUAACAUGCAGUGUAAUUACAUAUAAUCUUAUUAAAAUUCUUCCUGGUGUGACACGACUGAUGCAUCAGGGUUCACAGCAGAGCAUUAAUCUUGUAGGUCUCUGGUGUCCUUUACCAUGUAUACUAUAAAAAUCUCCAUGUAACUAUUCUAUGUACAUUUACAAGUGUAGGUCAUUUUAAAAGGCACUCAAAAAUGUUAACUAUCUGUUACUGUAUACCCAGAAUAAGAUUUGCCAAGGUAGUCUUGAACCCAGAUCAUCAUAUUUAUUGUUUUUUGUAUUUCAUACAAGAGAAGGCCUUUGCAUGUAGGUUUAAACUGAAACAGCAUUCUUCCUUAAAAAGUCAGUAUUAAAUGUGAAAUGAGUAACUUUUUUUAUGCAUCUGUGUUUAACAUAUAUUCCCCCACAUCAGCAUUCAUCCUGUUCCCUGAUGUAAAUGUUAUUAUAUUAAAGGGCCUUGUUUCUA
Molecule: messenger RNA, 4343 nt
Organism: Cottoperca gobio
Lineage: Eukaryota; Metazoa; Chordata; Actinopteri; Perciformes; Bovichtidae
Product: zinc finger protein 16-like
Exons: 2
Coding region: 498-2138 (546 amino acids)
Biological process (GO): regulation of transcription by RNA polymerase II
Cellular component (GO): PcG protein complex; chromatin; transcription regulator complex
Molecular function (GO): DNA-binding transcription factor activity, RNA polymerase II-specific; RNA polymerase II cis-regulatory region sequence-specific DNA binding
Source: RefSeq, a predicted model, not a curated record